AUGAAAACUAUUGAAAACCUGAUCAUAAGAGAUAAUUCACCUAGCAUACCUGAGGCAAUUGAUAGACUCUUCAUGGACAUAGCAAAUAUCAACAGGGAGUCUAUGGCUGAAAUACAGGAUGCUCAGGUUGAAGAAAUGGCAGUAAACCUGUGGAACUGGGCAGUUACCAAGAGAGUAGGUUUGCUUAUAAGUGAAGAGCAGAAAACUAAAUUACGUCAUGUUGCUUGCAAGUUGAUGUGUAUGUGUGAAUGCUCAGUUGCUUCAGAAGACGCUAUUCAAAGACAGUUUUUGAUGAAUAUGAAAACAGGAAAAGGGUGGGUGGAUGUUGGAAAUACUCUGCUUGCUGAUGAAUUUUUUCAAGCUGCCAUGGUGAGUCUAGAGGAAUUAUAUGUUAGAUUAAUGCAGAGGAGCUUCACUGAGGCCCACUUGACCAUGCAGAAGAUUGCUGUAGAGAAGGACCUCUUCAAAGUGCUUUCUUACCAAGCAGAGUCUGCAAUUGCUCAAGGGGAUUUUCAAAGAGCAUCUACAUGUGCACUGCGUUGUAAAGAUAUGCUAAUGAGGCUCCCCCAAAUGACAGGAUAUCUUCAUAUUCUCUGUUACAAUUUUGGAGUAAAAACCUACAAUCAGAAUAACUAUGAAGAAAGUUCUUUCUGGCUUAGCCAAAGCUAUGAUAUUGGGAAGAUGGAUAAGAAUUCUAUUGGGCCAGAAAUGCUGGCUAAAGUUCUACGGUUACUAGCCACCACUUAUUUGGAUUGGGAUGACAGAGAAUGCUGUGAUAAGGCUCUUAGCAUUGUAAACCUAGCAAACAAGGAACAUUUAAGUCCCGCUGGGCUUUUCUUAAAGAUGAAAAUCCUCUUGAAAGGUGAAACAGCUAAUGAAGAACUCCUCGAAGCUGUCAUGGAAAUACUGCAUCUUGAGAUGUCUUUAGAAUUCUGUCUGAACAUUGUUAUACUGCUGAUGGAUCACAAAAGAGAAUCUGUUGGGUUUUAUUUCCUGAAGAUCAUCUGUGAACAUUUUAAGUCAUCAGAAAAUAUUGGAAAAGCUCUACUGCUCCACAUUGACAUGCUUUUACAAAGGAAGGAAGACCUGCUUGCCAAGGAGAAGAUUGAAGAAAUCAUUGUAGGUCACCAAACAGGAAGACAACUGACAACAGAAUUAGUAGGAUGUCUACAUGACAUUCUGUGGAAAAAAGCCAGCAGAAGUUUUGAGGUACAAAAUUAUGCUGAUGCCCUACACUGGUACUGUUAUUCUCUGAAGUUUUAUUCAUUUGAUCAAGCGGAUCUGGACUUGGCCAAGCUGCAGAGGAACAUAGCUUCCUGUUACCUGCAUUUGAAACAACUUGAUAAGGCCAAAGAGGCAGUGACAGAAGCUGAACGAUGUGACCCUACAAAUAUUUUCACUCAAUUUCAUAUAUUCAAGAUUGCAAUCUUAGAGGGCAACUCUGACAAAGCUUUGCAGGCAAUCACUACUUUAGAGAAUUUAUUAACAGAUGAAAAGCUGGAAGAUAAUAAUCUACUUACAGAUAGAGGUUCACCUACCCUGCUCCUAAGUUUAGCUGCUCAGUUUGCUCUGGAGAAUGGACAACAUAUUGUGGCAGGAAAAGCUUUGGAAUAUUUAGCUCAACAUUCAGACGAUCCACAACAAGUUCUUACAGCUUUAAAGUGUUUGUUUCGUCUUGUUCUUCCAAAAGUUUCUCAAAUGCCGGAAUCUGAAAAUAAAAAGAAAGAAAUGGACAGACUUGUGACUUGUUUGAAGAUAGCACUCCUGAAACUUGCUCAGCCUUUUGAUGGAGAAAACUCGACUUUGGAUGCAAGGAGUAAUGAAGCUCAUUGGUUUAGAAAAAUGGCUUGGAACUUGGCUGUGCAAUCUAACAAAGACCCAGUGACAAUGAGAGAGUUUUUCAUACUUUCUUAUAAGCUGUCCCAGUUUUGUCCUUCCAAUCAAGUAAUUCUGAUUGUGCAGAAAACAUGUUUACUUAUGGCAGCUGCAGUUGAUCUAGAGCAAGGGAGAAAAGCUUCAACAAUCUUUGAACGGACCAAUUUGCUGAAUCGUGCACUUGAGCAGAUCCAUAAAUGCAAGAACAUCUGGAAUCUCCUAAAACAAACAGGGGACUUCUCAAAUGAUCCAUGUGAGACAUUACUUCUGCUGUACGAGUUUGAAGUUAAAGCCAAAAUGAAUGAUCCAUCGCUGGACAGCUUCCUGGAAUCAGUGUGGGAGCUGCCUCAUUUAGAGAGCAAAACAUUAGAAACAAUCGCAUCAUUAGCAGUGGACAUACCUGCACACUAUCCUUCUAUCGCUCGCAAAGCCUUGAAAAGGGCUUUAUUUCUCCACAAAAAGAAAGAAUCAACUGAUGUUUUGAAGUACAGCAAAUGUAUGCACAAGUUGAUUAACCUUUCAGUGCCAGAUGGAGCUUCGAGUGCAGAUCUCUGUCCCCUGGAAGAAGUUUGGGGCUAUUUUGAAGAUGCUCUGAGCCUUAUUAGGCACACUGAAGGCUACCCAGAAAUGGAGAUUCUCUGGCUGAUGACCAAGUCCUGGAAUAUUGGAAUAUUUAUGUAUAACAGGAGCAAGUAUGUAUCUGCUGAAAAAUGGUGUGGCCUGGCAUUGUGUUUCCUUGACCACCUUGGCUCCCUCAAGAGAAGCUAUGAAAUCCAGAUGAAUGUUCUGUAUAGUGAGCUCAUGGAAGCAUUAGAUAAAAAUAAGGGCUCACUUUUCCGUGAAGAGUGA
Cynocephalus volans (Philippine flying lemur) is the source of this 2724-nucleotide messenger RNA. It is a transcript of the gene TEX11, whose product is annotated as testis expressed 11. NCBI's taxonomy places the organism in Eukaryota, Metazoa, Chordata, Mammalia, Dermoptera, Cynocephalidae. Bases 1 to 2724 code for a protein of 907 amino acids. The record is from RefSeq and is a predicted model, not a curated record. Gene Ontology annotation, biological process: meiotic cell cycle; synaptonemal complex assembly; male meiosis chromosome segregation. The transcript is spliced from 29 exons. Gene Ontology annotation, cellular component: central element. Gene Ontology annotation, molecular function: protein binding.